UGCACGUGGAUAUGUCACAUGCAGUUGAUGUUGAUAGAGAGCUUUUGCACGUCAACGUACGAGAUACAGUGUUUUCUUUAAUUGAAAUAAAAAUCUAUUAAAUGUGUUAAGUUACGACACACGAAUGCUGUUGACGAAUUUUCAAUCACAGUGAUUCCGGUUAACCGAAUGAGCGAGCGAAUGAUCUUAAGCGCGUACAAUCGAAGAAAGUGAAGGAGAAGCGGUGCUUCUAUCCCGGUGCAACGGUUCGAAACGAAUGAAGAGAAGUGGCUUCUUGAAAAUCAUUAGCUGGAGCAAACAAGUGGCCAUAUCCCGGCGCAUAAGUUUGACAGCAAUGGCGAAAAGUAAAUUUGAAUAUGUUAAAGAAUUCGAACGUGACGAUAAUUGCUUGCCAAAUUGUUGGAUUGUGGUUAGAAUAGAUGGAAGAAAUUUUUCGAAAUUUACCGACGCGCACCAAUUUGCUAAGCCGAAUGAUGUCGCCGCUUUGGAGUUGAUGAAUCGUGCUGCUAUUACUGUUAUGGAAGAUUUCAAAGAAAUAAUAUUAGGUUUUGGACAAAGUGAUGAAUAUUCCUUUGUCUUUCGUAAAGACACACAACUUUAUAAACGCAGAGCAUCCAAACUCAUGUCCAAUGUUAAUUCUUUAUUUGCUUCCUCCUACGUGUAUCAUUGGCCUCGAUUUUUCAGAGGUAGAGAUCUUUACUAUCCGCCAUCCUUUGAUGCUCGUGUUGUCUUAUAUCCAACUGAUAAAAAUUUAAGAGAUUAUUUGGCCUGGCGUCAGGCAGAUGUUCAUGUGAAUAAUUUAUAUAACACAUGUUUCUGGAAUCUUGUCCUUAAGGGAAAAUUAACCCCAAGCCAGGCAGAGGACAAACUUAGAGGUACUUUAGCUUCGCACAAAAAUGAAUUGCUUUUUCAAGAAUUUGGAAUAAAUUAUAACAAUGAGCCUGCUAUAUUUCGGAAAGGCACUACACUUUUACGUAAAUUGGUGCCAGAUGGUACAGGACGAUUAAAACCUGCUGUUGUGCCGCUGGUAGAUGAUAUCAUUGGUGACCGUUUUUGGAAAGAAAAUCCAGAAGUAAUCGGUCUGAAAAGUUUAGCAACUUAUCAACCGCCAAAUAUGGUUAAUAAUGCUAUUAAAAAUACAAUUUGUACAUCAGUGCCUCUUUCUCCUGGUACUCUUAAACACAUUAAUAAUGUUACAGUACCUCCCGUCGUAUGUAAUACAAAUUCAAAGAAUGAGGAAACAAAUGUUAUAAGAAGUAGAGAAAUGGAUGGUGAUCGAAUGCAAUGUGAAAGUGACCAAAUUAUUAGAAAAUAAGUUGUGUUUUCAAUUUUUCUAUGACAAAAUAACUAAACUAAAAAUAAUAUUAUUUAAAUCAUGUGCUAUCCAUUCUUCGAUCGUGCAAAAGUGAAUUUUGUUAUAAAAAUGAACAACAUAUUGCAUGCAUUGAUAAUGGGUAUGGAUGCGAACAUAUCUUUUGCUCUUUACAUCAAACAUUGUUGACAAUGUUACAUUGUUACAAGCAUUGUGGAUAUAGCUGAAAACAGAAUCAUGAAACUUUUGCAAACUUUCAGUGGAUAAAAUUAGCUCAUAGAUUACAACAAAUGAACUGUUUACAGUUACACAUUUUUAAAUUUAUUUCUUGGUAACAUGUUAUUAAUCGACUUCAAUAUGUACAGGUACAUACAGACAUAAACAUUUGUAUUAUAUCAUGUAGAAUGUAGGUACCUUUAUUUUUUAUUAAUAUUAUUAUAAUUAUUACAUACUACAUAAUGAUAUAAAGCAUAACAUGGAAUAAUACUAUAUGCCACAAUGAGUUACACUGCAUAUUGCAAUAAAAUACACUAUGUACACAAUGUCAUUCACAUCAUUUCCAUUUAUAUGAAAAUUUUGGUGAUUUUGGAAGAAAAUACAUGAAACAAUUUAGACAAUACAUCUUAAACAAUG
This is a messenger RNA of Vespa mandarinia (Asian giant hornet), 1945 nucleotides long. It is a transcript of the gene THG, whose product is annotated as tRNA-histidine guanylyltransferase. The record is from RefSeq and is a predicted model, not a curated record. Lineage: Eukaryota; Metazoa; Arthropoda; Insecta; Hymenoptera; Vespidae. Gene Ontology annotation, biological process: tRNA modification. Gene Ontology annotation, molecular function: tRNA guanylyltransferase activity; magnesium ion binding.